Molecule: messenger RNA, 16399 nt
Organism: Armigeres subalbatus
Lineage: Eukaryota; Metazoa; Arthropoda; Insecta; Diptera; Culicidae
Gene: poe
Product: protein purity of essence
Exons: 9
Coding region: 9-16103 (5364 amino acids)
Molecular function (GO): zinc ion binding; protein binding
Source: RefSeq, a predicted model, not a curated record
AACCCAAGAUGGCUGCACAUUCGGGAGGAGUAGAUUGGGCUGCCGUUUUAAAACCGUUUUUAAGUAGUUCAAGUGAGAAUAUUAGCAAAAACGAUGUGUUUAAUUUAGUGAAAACUAUUAUCCAAAGUGAAAAUGAGAUUAUCGAUCAUGAUGCCGCCCACAAGCAGUUUUUCGACAGCUUUGUGGUGCUGGCGGCGGAAAAUCUUGCCACCCAAGUCACGUCAUUAUCCCAAACCCAACUUCCUCAAAUCGCUGAGGCGGCAACCGUGCUGAUUCGUUACAUACUGCAACAUCUGGACUCCCAUGCUCCGAAUAAGCCGAGUAUUCUGCUGAUGGCUUUGAAGGUGCUAUGCGAAGGCCGCAGAGAAUCGGAGCAUCCGACAAGCAAUACAUCCGCUUCGUCAAUUAUUUCCGCAUCAGUAAUGAAGUAUCUGAAGUAUCCGGAAGUGCACGGGAAAUCUCCCUCUGUGGGCAGCAGUGGUGGCCAGUCAGGUGUUGUCGUCAGUUCCGGUGGUAGCGGAUCAGAGAAAGAAAGUCCCAAAAGCGAAAUGAAACGGUCGCGAUCGGAUUUAUCCACUGUUAUAUUACAACAACUUACGACUCCGCUCGGUGCCGGAAUGUUCACAUUUGCUGCACUCAGUGAGGAGCAAAUUGAUUGCACGGACCUGUUCGUGAAAUCCAACCUUCAAUGUCUACAAGCAACGAACGGAGGUGACAUUCUGUUCAAAUGGUGUACCAACUCGUUGACCACGUUGGCCAAAUACCGCGCUAAAUAUGAGGAAUGCACCGUUCAUGGAAAGCCGCUUUACUUAUCCAUUACGACAGUGGAGGCAGGGGCUGUUAAAGCAAACCUGUCUCAAAUUGAGUCAGACAUUUCCAACUUGUUGCUGGCGGUAUCGCUGCCAGUGGUCGAACCAUUGACGCCAAACAAAAUAGCGCUUCUAUCUCAAUGCGCAAUGUCUGCUUUGUACUGCGCCGUUCUGACAUCAACAUCCAUCAGCGUCCUGGCCAUGGCCGCCAGUGGUUCACAGAAAAGUGCUUCGUCUACACAGCUACAACAAAAGGAGCAACAAUCGUCUAGUGCUCAAUCCCAGAAGGAAAGCGAUGAAGAAGAGGACUACGCUAGAAUUGUUGUCGAUCGGGCUCUGGAAAUAUUCACUAAAGUCCGAAGUAUUCUGAAGAAUUCAACACGAACGCACAUCUACCAGAAUCACGUUUGCAUGGGAGCAUGGCUGUUGAUAUCCGGAAUUCAGGGAACUAUGGGCGCUUCUGGAAAUCCCAGUGGCACCUCGCAACAGACAGCAUCCGUGAAGACUUCAGAAGAAAACUUGAAAGGAAGAAGUCCGUUGAAAACACUCGAUGUCCCUCAAAUGGCUUCAACUGCCGCACCGACACCUGCUCUACGAGUAAACCUUUUUAAGGUUCAACAGGGAUUCGGAGUACUCAACGCAGCUAUUGCUCGCCAUAGCAUUACACUGUUGACAGAGCUCAUCGAAGAUUUGAAGAUCGAUUCUCGUUCAGAUGACGAAGAAUAUAGCAGCAUCGAAUCCGCUGGUUUCGAUAUUCUUGGCCAGUACACAUCUAUUCAAAGAGUCGUUCGUGUGUUGAAUAGUGCCACUUUACAACAGUUGAUGACGUUCUUAGCUACGGUGUCCUACCGGAAAGCUUGCACUCUGCGCAGAAUAAAUACCAAGAACACGAACGAAGGUGAACCAAUGAGCUAUAGCGAUUCAACAACUUAUUACAAUGAUACGUUUUCAUGCUCGGAAGGAAGCGAACCAGAGGAGGAAGACAGUGACAGUUACUUAGGACUUUGGUUUAAGGAAACUCUUUCUCCGGAAGCCAACGAAGAGAUGACCGAAUCACAGGAGCAGGAAAAGAAAGACGAGAAGCGUCAUGGAAGCAACCUAGUUCCAGCAAAAGACGAGCCACAUGAAUAUCUUAACUUAAGCUCGUUAAUUUUCAAUUUCUUCGACACAUCACUUGGUGGGCAACACAUCUACCUAAAUCGGUACGUAAGAACCGGUCUAAGUGAGCAGCAAAUGGUUUUGGUAGCCAACAUUCUUCGAGAUUUGGAUCGGGAUUCGGCACGAGGUGAACCUGAAAACUCCGGAUGCCUCCAAUGGCAGAAUGCAAUGGUAAAGUUUUCCGGUGCAGUUGGACGUUAUCUCCAUAAUCUGAUAUCAAAUUCACUGCUGAACGAGUCGCUCCAAUCAGCUCUUCUUCUGCAUCUAGGAGUUUCGCCAUGGACUCAAGAUUCCAAUAUCUGGCCUCUUCAGGUUUACUCCAGAACUCUGGCAGUGCUUGUCCAAAUACUUCUGCUGAAACCAUCGCAAGAGAAGGAAGCGGCAUGCCUUUCAGUUUGGCACCGCCUGGUUAAUACCCUUGUGGAAGGCGUCUGCUCUAAUCAAACUAUCCCAAGCGAGUCUGAAAUCGAGGACCUUAACGUGGAACAUGCACAACUGUUACUAUUUCUAUUCCAUUCGCUUAACCUUAUGCAGAAGAAAUCCAUAUUACUGCUCACCGCAGGCGGAGUUAUCCGUUGUUCAGAAGUUUGUCGCUCUGUUACUCCAGAAAAACCGUUGCGCGAUCACCAGAUCAUGCUAUUAUCGAGACUGUUAUUAUUCCUCGAGUAUCUCAUGAAACACCUGUACAAUCCCCCCAACGUUCUGCUCGAGCAAGUCCGCUGGAAUCUGUUCAGUGUUUUCACCCUAGAUUCGGAACAGAAAAUUGCUGAUCUCAUUAACUACAAAACUAAGAUGAUGUCAUUCUGUCGUAAGGAUAUUGAAGAUAAGCACCGCAAAUUGGCCAAUGAAUUCAGCGUCAGUGGAGUCAAACCAAAGUUCUACUCUCUGACAACGGUCGACACCAAGAUUCAACAGGAGUUCAAGUUGGACGGAUUGGCGUGGAAUUUCAUUUUGUGCACACCGGACAAGCUGAAGUAUCCCUGGUUGAUCGACGCCCUGAUCGACAUCCUCAGUAUCACGGAUAUGUGUCUGGCGAGGAUUCCCUUCCAGACGCUCUGUGCAGUGCACUAUUGCUUUAGUCUGUGCUGGAAGCUAUUACUGGGACUGCCACCAUCGACACAGCACGUUGAGGCGCUCAUGCACGAGAAGGUUCCAAACCUGCAUUCGUUGCUGUGGUCGAUUCGGUGUUUACAUCCGAUUACUCAUUCGCAUUAUUUGAUCGUUAAUAGUUUGGUGAAGCAGGGCAUGUACACACAAUCCGCGGAGGCGUUAUGGAAUCGUCUAACGGAUCACGUGUCCGACAUGAAGUAUAGCCUGAAGCUCACGGUGUUGGGACUGGAAUCAUUUGCUAGUUCUUUCGUUCCGGAACAGCCACGAUUGUCCAAGAUUAUUCUGCUCGACAGCCUGGUAUCGCAUCUGUAUGCCAUUUGUUGGGCUGAAAAGGAAGGAGUCAACAUAAAAACAAAGUCAACCAACAACAGCAGCAGCUCGUCGAGUAGCAGUACUAGCAGCAGCAGUUCGACUAGCAGUAACAGCAGUUCUACGUCAACCAGUUCUAACGUUAGUGAAUCAAGUGUCGCAAGUGGAGGGCAACAGCAACUAACAGUUACAGCAGGAGUGGCUCUAACUACUGACGCUUCCACUACCACUGGCCCUGGGCUGGAAACAGUCAAAAUGGCAUCUCGAAAUGAUCUCACUCGUAGCUUGAUGUCGAAAUUGAUGGAAGUCCUCGGGAUUGUGAAGGAUGCAACCUAUAAGACUAUGUUCCAGAAUCUGAGUGGACAAAUUCCAGCAUCGUUGAUUGAACCGUUGAUUGCAAUAUGUGGCUCUAAGAACACGUUUUGCCAGGAUCUGUCCACCCAGUUAAUCGCACUGGUCACAGGUCAGGACAAAGACGUAAUCUCAGUGGAAUGGCGUAAGAAUCUUACUAUUGCAAGUGAGGACAACUUCACAAGUGGAUCGUUUCCCGUGGAGGUGCACACUUUAACAGUCAUCGAUGGUCACUUGACUGAAACGUCUAAGCACUUAUCGUACUCAAUCUUACUGUCACUAAAGCACGCUCUGAAAUCUUGUGUCAACUUAGUCUACUAUAUGUUACCAAAUUAUGACGACAAAGAGUUGGACAACGAGUUGAAGGAAAUUCUGAUCCCGAUGAUUUUCGAUCUACGUGCAGAAUAUUUGUAUGAUGUUGUUAACAAGUGUUUGGAAUCCCUGUUGGGGGGAGAUUCCACUUCGGAAACCUACCAACUGCUGGCAUAUUCAAACAUUUUGCGCCACAGCUACCAGUUUUUAAUCGAAUACACCGAAUUAUCAUCCCAAGGACAAACGAUCAACAUCGAAGAAACUGUCCUACACAGUAUCAUCAAAUUUUGGGAAUCUAUGUUGGAUAAAAUCAUCGGUUUGAAAGCAAUGCGAGAGUUUUUCUUCGAAAGCAAAAAGGGUAAUCUUGUUCAGAUAUUACUCUCGUUCACUGGCACCAGCCUGUCCCAGAAGUAUUCAACAAAAGUACUUCAAUUCUUCGAGAAACUUUUCGCCGCAUCAGAAAAGCUCGAUGCCCAGUUUGAUGAAGAAGAAGUUUGCAGCUGCAUUGCCGAACUAGUGAAUGCCGAUUCACCAAAACUAAAAAGUUGGCUCAGUCACAUUCUACUUGGUCCCAGAGGGGCUAGCUUGACUGCUGGAGGAUCGAAUGCAUCGAGUAACGUACCGACUCCAACUAAUAUGGCAACCGUGUCUGCCAUUCCCAGCAUCACUGAUCAGUUGGCUGUUUCAGCCACAUCGGAAAACAAUACCGCUAAUAAUGCUUCAGUUGGAGGUGAUCCAGAUGCGAUGGAUAUUGAUUACGAAUGUAUGGUAAUGCCCUGGCAAAAAGAGACGAGUCGGACCGGAAAUGAUACUGUAGAUGAAGCACUGGAGAAGAACGGAAAGUUGUUGCAAGCUUUGGUAAAAUAUAUUGUGGCUGAAAAUAGAAUCGCACCAUCCGUGGCAGAAUCUCUGUUCCAAGCUUUAAUUCAGAUUGGUCACAACCUGCUAUGCCCUGUUCAAGAAGCUAUCGAGUUUGCCGAUCUGCUUCAAGUAAUGAUAACUCUGGCUGACGCCGGUAAAGGUCGUGGCCACGCUAUGCUGUUUACAGCUGCUAUCGAUUGGCUGGAAAUUUCGAAAAAUCAAGUACUUGAAGGAAAAUCGCCGAAGAGUGGAUCGAAGGCUGCGGUUCAACUAGAAAACGUAACUGCAAUUUUGAAAUACAUGAGUGAUUUGCUGCUGGGCUUGGGAUCGAAUGGUAGCCGUUCCAUCAAUCCGCCAUGGGAUGAAGAAUCACCAUUGGAUGCGGAAGAUAUUCUGGACGAUUUGGGAGGUGACGACGAUGACAGUGCUGUUGAAGAUUCCGAUGAAGACAGUCUCAGUAAUAAGCUGUGUACAUUUUCUAUCACUCAUAAAGAUUUCAUGAAUCAGCAUUGGUAUUACUGCCACACCUGCAAAAUGGUUGACGGCGUUGGUGUCUGUUCGGUCUGCGCCCGAGUAUGUCACAAAAACCACGACAUUAGUUACGCUAAGUACGGUAAUUUCUUCUGCGAUUGUGGUGCAAAAGAAGAUGGAUCCUGUCAAGCAUUAUCGCGACGAAGCAAUUCAGGCCAUGGUGAAGAUUCAAUCUUAGGCUCAGCGUUGCCAAGAACAUCCGAAGCAGAGUCCUUAUUAUUAACCAGCUCAUUGAGACGAACAGCGUCGAGUCCGACCAAUCAACUGAAUCAAACUGGAAGCAGUCAAAUGUCUGAAAAGGAACAGUUGCUAGCGAAAAUAAUCGAAAGCUCCAAGGAAGCUUUGAGUAAUCCAGAUCAAUGGAAAGUCGUUGUGAAGAGUAUUUUGUCGUUCUUCAAUUCCCUAAUGCCUACCAUUAAGGACCACUGUGCUAAAUAUUCAACAGUUGGAUGUCAUCUUCGUGCUCGUAACGCACUGGAACGUUUACAUCAGCCAGAAAAAUCAUAUUCCUUCAGCGAUCAAAUCAUGGUCGCCACCUUAGGAUCACAGGAAGGAGCAUUCGAAAAUGUGCGUAUGAAUUUCUCCGGGGAGCAAGGACAAACAAUCAAACAACUGCUAUCAUCGAAUCUGGUUCGUCGCGUAGCCCUAUGUUGUUUAGCCUCGCCGCAUGGCAAACGCCAACAACUAGCCGUAUCGCAUGAGAAAGGCAAAGUUACUAUUCUGCAAUUGUCUGCUUUGCUGAAGCAAGCCGAUGCCGCCAAAAAGAAGCUGACCCUCACCAGACUUGCGUCUGCGCCGAUUCCAUGCACUGUUUUGUCGUUGGCAUCUAACCCGGCGAAUGAAGAUUUUCUUGCAGUCUGUGGCCUUAAGGAAUGCCAUAUCCUUACGUUCACAAGCACCGGAACUACAAACGAACACAUUGUUUUGACGCCCCAACUUGAAACCGGAAAUUUCAUCAAACGAGCCAUCUGGCUUCCGUGCUCCCAAACCAAACUGGCCCUUGUUACAGCGGACUUUGUGAAGAUUUACGAUCUAGCAGAAGACAGUUAUAGUCCGCAGUACUAUUUCCUCGUACCCAGUGGAAAGAUCAGAGAUUGCACUUUCGUGCACCAAGAGGACAACUACUACAUGUUGAUAAUGUCGUCUCAUGGAUACAUUUACACUCAACCGCUGACCGAUGAGAGCCUUGCCAAGCACGGCCCAUUCUACGUCACCAGUACUCUCGAACUGGAUCAUCCCUCUAUCACCGACGACAACGGGCAGAUAUUAGCCGGAGGAGUGUCGAUUUACUAUUCUCACGUGCUACAGAUGCUGUUCUUCAGUUACGUGGCGGGUCGCAAUUUCAUGGCUCCGCUGACGAAUGUCAAUCAAGGUGUGAAAUGUGUGAUCAAUCUCAUCUGUAAUCCGGCGUCGAAAGUGUUCUCCAAAUCGUUGACUCAGCCUCUUUGCCAAUGGACCGAAAUCCCCGGACAUCCAGGUCUGAUUUGUGCCAUGAUGCAAAACCUCAACAAUCCGGUCAUUUUCAUGAUUAAACCAGACGGCUACGUCGCCCAAGAAAUCAAGGCACAGAAUGCGAAGGCCAAAAUCAUGGAUAUGGUAGCCAUUCGUCAUUCAGUAUCAGGUGUGGAAAAGACAACACUGAUUCUUCUAUGUGAGGACGGUAGUUUACGAAUCUACGCUGCACACCCGGAGAACACCGGGUACUGGUUGUCUCCCGAAAUUCAACCUAUUGGUCACCUGUUCCAGACAGGCUAUUCUAAGUCCCGCAAAUCGAAAAAAUCGAGUAAACAAAACAGUGGAGGUCAGACCGCUGGCAAGAGUGGUGCUGGCUCUGCUCCAACGUUCCCGAUCGAUUUCUUCGAACAUUGUACGCUGAUGAACGAAGUUGAGUAUGGCGGAAAUGAUUUGCUGCAGAUCUACAACACUCAACAUUUGAAGCAUCGUUUGAAUUCAACCGGAUUAUAUGUUACGUCUACGAGAGCCAACGGUUUCACACUGGACGUCAUGAACAACGAUCCUAACAUGGUUAUGACGGGAAUCCGUAUAUCAAUCGGCUCACAAGAAGUAAGCAAGGCACCACAAAGCAUUACUAUUCUUGGUCGUGUUGUACCAACGGUGGCAACCCGAGCCCGUUGGUUCGACGUUCCAUUAACUAGAGAAGAAAGCCUUCAAAGCGAUAAGAAGCUCAGUAUCCUCUUCGGGCCUUCGCAGGAUGCUGAAAAUAUAACCAUUUUAGACAGCAUUAAAAUUUAUGGAAAAACUAAGGACGUUUUCGGUUGGCCAGAAGAAUCCGAAGACGUGGGCUCUUCACAGCUAAACUCAACGACACAAACCCCUGGACAAAUGGUUAGCUCUUUAAACGGCGGUGAAAAUGGAGAAGGAAAUGGUAGCUCGGGCUUGAUGAUCACACCUUUGGAUAAAAUGGUGUCCACAAUGCUUCAGGUACUAGACAGUGGAUUGUCGUUGCUUGGAGGACCAAAUGGCGAUGAAAGUUGCAAACAGACAGCCGUCGAUGUGGCUACAUCUCUGAUUCUAUUCCCUACGACAAACAUGGUUCAACAAGAUGCUCGCAAUGUGCUUGUCACUUGCCAUCCGAAUAAAACAACCUACCAUGCUUACAAGGACAAGGAAAUUUUAGCGGAUAUCAACGCACAGCUUAAGAAGAUGGCAGAUGCCAGAGACUACAAGUAUAUCGAUCCGGAGGCUUUCUAUAGAGUGGUUUUGAUGACACGUGGAGUUGCAAUCCAGAGACCACAAGCACUCACAAAAAUCUGCUCGGAAAACCAGUUUCCUAUUCUUGAACAGUUGAUGCAACUCAUGAAAGAUUUGUAUAAAAUCACCCCGGCAUAUGAGGAACCACUCGCCAUCGUGAAACAGGGUUUGUCGCAUGUUGAAGCCGUUGUAUAUUCGCUUGUGGAGAUCAUCUACGCGUUUGCAUUGUCCGAUAGCGACAUGAUUGAGCUGAUGGCCAAAUUUUUCGUAGAACUACUGCUUGACCCUGCACCGAUUAUCAGUCAUAGCGCAAAACAGGCGAUGAUUCGUCUAUUGCGACCAAAAAUUCGACGUCGCAAGGUGCUUAUCGAAAGUCCCCCUGUGUGCUCAACACCAACUCCAUCGACUGUGACUUCUGUCAUAGCAGGACCCUCUACAUCGUCUGGCCCAUCUUCAUCGGCUGGUGCAGUAGGUGGAUCAGUGGCUUCCGGAUCUAGUAGUCUUGCCGUUGGUGGAGCUGCUGCAAACGAAGAUUAUGCCGGAGCAAUGCAAGAGGUGGAUGCGAUAGAGUCACUUGGACUGGAACCGUCAGGUGGAAAUCAGGCUUUAGCGUCUUUGGAAGCUUUGUUGGGAGUGGGAUUCCCACAUCUGCUGGAAGCUCCAGAUGCGGAUGAUGAAACCAUUAUGGAAAUUGCCAUUGCAUUGAGUUUGCAAGACAACGAGACGGAUCUGGCUGCUUUGCAGCAAAGUAUUGCUCAAUAUCAAGGAAGGAAUAGAAAUCAAGCUCCGGGAUUGCCUGCGGCAAUAGCAGGAGGAUCAUCGUUCAAUGUUGAGUCGAAUGUAUCCGGUGGCGGUUCCGAUGAUGACGAAAUAUCAAACGUUGCUACAGAAGGGUCAACUCUACGAACCUCCCCAGCAGGAGAGCACCCAGGAAGCGGCAGUGGUGGAUCUGAGAGUGGUUGUAGCGGAGUGGAAAGCAUCGGCGGAACUUCUGGUAGGAGUUCGACUUAUGAUGAACAACCGAAUCCAUCCCCUCCCCGGACUUCCGGGGUAGAUCAAAUACCACCACAACCAGUGGCUCCCCCUGAAAUCGAUGAAACCGGUGGAGAAAAUGCGUGCAAGUUGCAUGUUUUGAGAUACUCAAUCCUGAGCAAGCUGGUCGAUAAUUUCGCAACUUUAGACACAGUCAACGGUUCGCAAUGUAUUCCAUUUAUGCAAGUUAUUCUCAUGUUAACUUCGGACUUGGAUGGUAGCCAAGAAGCUGAUCAACAGGUAAUGAAUCGUCUACUCCAAGCACUAAUCGAUCGUCUUGAGAUACCAGCCACAAAGACCUAUCAGAUGUCAAAUCGUACAUCAAAAACGGAAGUUCAACUGAUCAUCCUUCGCUUGGUUGGAGUUCUGAUGGGUAAAGUUAAAUCUAAGUCAUCAUCGUCAUCAGCUGCGGCUGGAUCUUCCUCUGGCUUAAGCCAAGCUGUGCUGGACAAUGCUUCCUUCGUAGCACAAGCAACUGCCAAUGCUUUGAUGAAGAACAAUGCCAUUCCUUACUGUUUGAUGAUUAUGGAAUCAUUCCUCCCCCACUGGAAAAACGUUGCCAGCAAUGAAGAACUUUUGUCUGGCACAACGGCCAACACAAAUACUGGCCCUGUUAUAACUACGCCUGGUGGAGCUCCAACAAAUAAUCUGCUUAAAGCGACACUGUAUGGACUGUCUCCUGAUAUGCAGCCUUUCUUCGCUCGUCAAUACGUCAAAGGUUGUACAGAUGUUUUCGAACUUUACCCUCAGGUUCUCACAGAAAUGGCAGUUCGCUUGCCUUAUCAAAUACUGAAGCUUUCAUCGGGUCACCCUUCAUCACACGAUUGGUAUCACCUACUUUGUGAAUAUAUGACGAACACUUUAUGCGAGUAUAUGAUGUACAUGCAAUCUCCUGUGCUGCGUCGUCAGGUUCGGAAGCUGCUGCUUUACAUUUGUGGUAACAAGGAAAAAUAUCGCCAGCUUCGUGAUCUUCAUUCUCUAGAUACCCAUAUGAAAUCCGUACGGGAAUGCUGUGAAGGUAGUGCCCCACCGAUUUCGUCAAUCGGAUCUAGCACAAGCGCUAUUUUGAGCUAUGACGCACUAGUUGAGCUUACGGAACACUUCCGAGCUUGUCAGGAGAUCGCUUCGAUUCGUACCGGAAAUUGGCAAAAAUUCUGCGUUCGCAAUUCCGAUAUCCUUCCAUCACUGUUAAACAUUAGCUGCUGUCAAUUGGAGGAAGGUGUAUCAUCAAUUAUCCUACAGCUGCUACAAUCGGCAAUCUGCAAUAGUCAAGGAAUAAAACAGGACUCAGGAUCAGCGUCGUCAACGAGUAUGAAAAUAUCGGUGCUAAAGGAACGUAAAGAUCGUGACAAAUCGGAGGAAUCCGAUACUGCUACAGAAUCGAAAUUUGAUCCGGCUCAAUGCGUGGCACUGGUUACACAGAUAUUCAAUCAAGUCCCGUUCCAGAAUCUAACCAAAUUCAUCCGAAGCUUCCUAUUGGAAACUAAUUCAACAGCCAUCCGCUGGCAAGCCCACAGUUUGGUGUAUGCUUUUUACGAAAACAGCAGCGAAGCGAACAAAGAAUUGUUAUUGCAAUGCCUGUGGGGUCUCUGGCCGUUGUUACCGGCGUAUGGCAAACGCACUGCUCAAUUUGUAGAUCUGUUAGGGUUCCUUACCCUAAAUACCAAGUCAUUAAGCGACAAACUUCCGGACUACACAGCACAAGCAGUCUCUGUUUUACGCCAACAAAAUGAACUGUUAUCGAAACAUCCAAAUGCACCGAUCUACUCCGCUCUUGGACACGUGCUAGAAUUGGAAGGCUUCUAUCUAGAGUCGGAACCGUGUCUGGUCUGCAAUAACCCGGAAGUUCCUUAUUCAAAUAUAAAACUUUCCACUGUUAAGGUAGAUUCCAAAUUUACAACAACUACCACGAUCGUGAAGCUGGUUCAAAGCCAUACCAUUUCGAAGAUCAUUCUCCGCAUUGCUGAUCUGAAACGAGCAAAAAUGGUGCGCACCAUAAACAUUUACUACAACAAUCGCACCGUGCAGGCAGUAGUCGAGCUCAAAAACCGUCCCUCGAUGUGGCACAAGGCUCGUAAGGUAACUCUCCAAUCCGGGCAAACGGAUGUUAAGAUAGACUUCUCUCUUCCGAUAACGGCUUGCAACCUAAUGAUCGAAUAUGCCGAUUUCUACGAAACGGUGAGCGGAUCUAGCGAAAGUCUUCAGUGCCCUCGAUGUAGUGCAGUUGUGGCAGCUAAUCCUGGAGUUUGCGGAAACUGUGGUGAGAACGUAUUCCAGUGCCACAAAUGUCGCGCCAUCAACUACGACGAGAAAGAUCCGUUCCUUUGCCAUUCGUGUGGUUUCUGCAAAUAUGCGAAGUUUGAUUACAGCAUCUUUGGAAGAGCUUGCUGUGCUGUUGAUCCGAUUGAAUCGGCUGAAGACAGAACAAAAACCGUGCAAACGAUUCAUGCAUCAUUGGAGAAGGCUGAUCGUUCGUACAAAACAUUGCAGAACAAUAAACAGAUUUUGGAACUACUUGUCCAGAGGGUGGCUGAGCACAAGUUAGAUCGAACUUUGGACGAAACAUUGAUCGGAUCUGUUGUUGGUUCGUCUCAAGUCAACAAGGUUAUUCAGUUGUUGGCCCAAAAGUACUGCGUGGAAUCAAAAUCCACAUUCGAAGAGUUGAGCAAAAUUAUCCAGAAAGUACAGGCGUGUAGAAGAGAACUGGUAGCGUACGACCACAGCCAGCUGGAUUCACCAAGUGGCGGGAUUCUGACCGUUGGGUCUUCAUCGGAAAAGGCGGUCGCGCUUAACAAAUGCUACGGUUGCGCACUAGCAUCGACGGAACAAUGUUUAACUUUGCUCAGAGCAAUGGCUACCAACAUGCCUUGUCGGGUGGGGCUGUGCAAUCAAGGUUUGGUUCAGGAACUAGCUCUCAAUAAUCUACGCCGCGGAACAAAUCAAAUCCAAGAUGAAGUCCGACAACUGCUGUGUUUACUGACUCGAGAUCUACCAGAAGCGACAUCCGGUUUGUGUCAGCUUUUACAGGAUCGUGUUAAAAUGGCCUUAAGCGGUACAGUUCCGUUAGCUAACCUGGAUUCAGCUGUUAGGCACGAAAUGUCGCUUCUAGAAUCAAUGACAGCCCAAGAUGAUUCAUGCUGGGAGUUGAAACUGCGGACGGUGAUUGAAUUGUUCCUGCAGGCAUCAAGAGACGUCCGUGGUCCAGCAGUUGCUGUUAUUCAACCAUGUUUGCGUAUAGUACAAUCGUUGAUGUGCCCUCCGCUGCCAACGAGCAAAACUAACAAAGAUUUGACCACUCAAGACUUGUGUACUGUUCAACCAACCGAAGGUCUCACCAUAAGCUAUGAGAAGUGGAUUGCAAACGAUCCCCAACAUUCAUUUGCAGCUUGGAAAGCCCGAAUGCCACCAAUCACUGGUACAGCAACUCCGCGGGCUGAAGACACUACUAUUCAGUUGGCACUGACAGUAGAUUCAGCGUCAGCAGAAGCUGGAGGGACAACUCCGAUCAGCAGCUUCCGUUCGGUAUUGGAACAUAAGAGCAGUCGCUACCGUAACGCCUAUUUGUUUGAAAAAUACGGGAAACGUUGGCGUCAGAAGGUGCUGAACAAGGGUGUGAAUCCCGUUCCUUUGGAGUUGACUGCUGCAUGGUUGCAACCCGUUCUUUUCAAUACCAACUCUCGGCUCGGACGCCAAUUAGCUUGUGCGUUGGUAACAUCGCUUAGUCGCACCCCGGAGCGUAAACGAGAGAUACUUGAUUUGCUAACCAGCUUCCUCAAGAACAUUGGCGAAUGUGGUGAAGCGAGCGCCGAAUUCAUAGCUCUCUAUCGUAUUCUAGCCGACGAAACACCGUGGCGGCAAUAUCUGGCACUGAAAGGAGUUCUCUCGUUGAUUGCCGAUCUGCUGACCAUAGAGAUCGAAAAAAUUCAUCGUUUGGAGGAGACAACGCUUUCUUCGGAUUUGGCACAAGGUUAUGCUUUAAGGCAGUUGGUUGAAAUGAUGGCCAUGUUCUUGGACAAUCCACCUAUCAGGAAAGCUUUCAAAGGCAAACUUCUGGGAUCUGUUCUGCAAGGCUAUUUGAAUUUGCGAAAACUGGUAGUGCAAAGGACUCGGUUGAUUGAUGAUGCUCAAGAAAAGCUGUUGGAAAUGCUGGAAGAGAUGACAACCGGCACGGAAGAAGAGACUGCUGCAUUCAUGGCUGUUUGCAUUGACACCGUUAGAAAGACACCUACUUCCGAUGUCAAAACUCCCGUUUUUAUGUUCGAACGACUGUGCUCUAUUAUCCAUCCUGAGGAAAAUGACGUGGGUGAAUUUUUCUUGACCCUGGAAAAAGAUCCCCAGCAGGAAGACUUCUUACAGGGAAGAAUGUUAGGUAACCCUUACCCUUCAAACGAAGCUGGCUUGGGACCAUUGAUGAGAGAUGUCAAAAACAAAAUUUGCAUCGAUUGUGAGCUGGUGGCGUUGCUGGAUGACGACAAUGGGAUGGAAUUAUUGGUACACAACAAGAUCAUCAGUUUGGAUUUGCCUGUAAAGGAAGUCUAUAAGAAAGUCUGGCUUCAAGAAGGUGGAGAACGCGAUGCAAUGAGAAUUGUUUAUCGUAUGCGUGGUCUCCUUGGGGACGCAACAGAAGAAUUUAUCGAAACUCUGAAUGCCAAGAGCCAAGAAGAAGUUGACAACGAGCAAUUAUAUCGUAUGGCAAAUGUUUUAGCUGACUGUGAUGGUCUAAAAGUGAUGCUGGAUCGCAUCGGUAGCCUUCAGAAUGUAUCGAGAUCUCGAACUUUGCUACAAGUACUCUUGAAGUUGUUUUUGCUCAGUGUGAAAGUUCGUCGCUGUCAAGAGGUGCUCUGCCAACCAGAACUGGGGGCAAUUAAUACGCUUCUCAAAGUGCUUCAAUUGUGUCUGCAGAGUGAAAAUGAUGCUCAGCAAUCGGCAGUAACCGAGCAACUAUUGGAAAUAAUGGAGACUAUCCUCUCGAAAGCUGCAUCGGACACACUUGAUUCGUUCUUGCAGUUCUCGCUAACUUUCGGCGGACCAGAGUACGUACAAGCUCUACUUUCCUGUACCAAUUGUGCAAAUGUGCGUAACAGCCCGUCAGUAUUGCGGCACCUAAUUCGAGUUCUAGCUGCUUUGGUGUAUGGCAAUGAUAUUAAGAUGGCUUUGCUGUGUGAGCAUUUCAAAGAAGUAUUCGAUUUCGACAAAUUCGAUGCAGAUCGUUCACCGGAAGACGAGUUCAAAAUGGAGCUGUUCUGCGUACUUACUACAGGCAUCGAGCACAACUCAAUCGGCGGAAUUUUGAAGGACUACAUUAUGAGUCUUGGUAUCGUAGAUAAGGCAUUGGAGUAUAUCAAAAGCCAUGCGCCGUGUGUUAAACCAACUUUAUUGAGAACCGAUUCCGACGAGCUGAAGGAGUUCAUUUCGCGUGCAUCAUUGAAAUAUAUUUUGCGAUUCUUGACUGGGUUGGCUACGAAACAUGAAGCCACCCAACUAGCAGUGGCCAAAGAUAUUAUCCCUAUCAUUCAUCGUUUAGAACAGGUUUCGAGUGACGAACAUGUUGGGUCAUUAUCUGAGAAUCUGCUAGAAGCUUUGUGUACUGAACCAGCUACGGCCAAGCGUGUUCAGGAAGUUCGUGAUUUCACUAGAGCUGAAAAGAAACGGCUCGCGAUGGCUACCCGCGAAAAACAGCUAGAUGCCCUUGGAAUGAGGACCAACGAGAAAGGGCAAGUUACAGCGAAAGGGUCAAUUCUUUCACAAAUUGAGAAACUGCGUGAAGAAACUGGGUUGGCUUGUUUCAUUUGCCGCGAAGGAUAUGCAUGUCAACCGAACAAAGUGCUCGGAAUUUACACAUUUACCAAACGGGCAAACGUGGAGGAGUUUGAAAUGAAACAAAAGAAAACUGUAGGGUAUACCACGGUAACGCAUUUCAAUAUCGUGCACGUUGAUUGUCACAUGUCAGCGAUUAGAUUGGCCCGAAGCCGUGAUGAGUGGGAAAGUGCUUCAUUGCAAAAUGCAAAUACUCGCUGCAAUGGCCUUUUGCCAUUAUGGGGUCCAGAUGUCAGCGAAUCGUCAUUUUCAUCUUCUAUGGCUCGUCACAACAAUUACAUGCAGGAAUCUACUCAACGUUGUGAAAUAACCUUCAGUAGUUCCAUUCAUGAUUUGAAGCUUUUACUUCUACGUUUCGCACAGGAGAAAAGUUUCCAUGAGGAUGCCGGAGGAGGUGGUCCGCAAUCCAACAUGCACUUAGUUCCUUAUUUGCUGUUCUACAGUUUGUACACGCUCCUUUCAUCGCGAUCGUACUCACGGGAGGAAAUGAUCCUCUCUGCUUACAUUACACAUAAACCAUCGGAUCGUUGGUUAGAAUGCGCCUACGAGUCGGAAGGUCCUCUCUAUUUGAUCGCCAUGUCGCUUGCACUGCACACUCCUGGAAUUUGGAAUCGUAAUAAGUUGGCUCAUCUCAAACGAAUGAUCACCAUUGGACAUGCACGCCACGUGAGCCCCAACACCAUUUGCAAGUUUGUGGCACCGAACGAUAAAUCACAGAAGGAUUAUACAAUAUACAAACCAUACCUUCUGAUGUGGGGUCUAGUGGAUUUGAUCUAUAAGAACUUCUUCCGCACUGUGACCACACCGAAAGAUGAGGAUUGGCCGAUAUCACUGUUCGAUUACAUCCGUCGUAACGAUGAAGCUAUGCUAAAACAUGCCGAUGGAACACUGGAAACGUUCACCGAUGAGUACGUACCCUGCACUUCGUUUGCCGAGUUUUGCGAUGUAGCUGGUCUUUUGGGUGACAUCGAUAAUCCAGAUGGAUGGAUCGAAGAAUUGUUGCAGUCUUUGCCCUCGCCUGGAACGUCAUCAACAUCAAACGCCGCGGCCAACUCUGCUUCGGGUAGCUCAGCGACUGGUCAAUCCUCAUCGAAUGCUUGAGUUUGGUCCCAAAUUACAAACAUUGAUGAUGAUGAUGAUGACUGGUAAUGGUAUUUUUCUCUCAACACGUUCACAUAACAGUUAAAAUAUCUGACCAUAUUUAUAAUCCCAAUAAUAAGUAUUUCAUAAGUAGUGGGGCUUCAUAAACAUAAAAUAAUAUUUGAAAAUGCACCAAUAUACAACAACACAGUACUAAAAGUAUAACAUGUGAGUAAAAACUCAGUACUAUAUGAAUGCAAUAUGUGUGAUUUAUCAAUUUAAUCUUCUAUUCAAAUAAACUCUUCUUCAAUUGAAAA